Molecule: messenger RNA, 3590 nt
Organism: Hypoxylon trugodes
Lineage: Eukaryota; Fungi; Ascomycota; Sordariomycetes; Xylariales; Hypoxylaceae
Exons: 2
Coding region: 151-3330 (1059 amino acids)
Source: RefSeq, a predicted model, not a curated record
CGACAUCAUCAUUUUCGUCUCGUGAGUUGUUCUAUGCUCCCAUAGAAUAAUGUAUCACCACAACCCCUAAUUCUGAGAAAAAUCAUUUUUAAAAUCGAAAUGCUGAAGAAUAGAUUCUGGCUCUAGUUGGUAUAACCAGCCAUAGACGUCAUGGACGUCGUUUUAGCGCUCGACGGCGCCGCAUGCAUCCUCGCCGUUACGGAAUUCAUUACUGGGUUGCUUUCGACUUCCCAAGCUUCUCAAACACGGCCGCCAUUAUUGUCAGAGAGUAGAGGUGACUAUACCACUUUGGAAGCCUUCGAGGAUUUGAGAAUUGCGCUACUGAAUGUUCAAAUUCAUCCAUUGCAAUAUCAUUCAUCUACAAGCAACGCGCUAGCACUGAAAGAGCUUAUCUCUUCUCGGGAUGCUUCCGCUGCGUUACUGAAGGAUAUCAUUAAUACACUGAGGGAGUCGCCCGGCCAGCCAAGAUCACAGCCAUGGGAUACAGACGCAAGAGCCUGGUUGAGAUCUAGACUCACGGGCACACUCUACAUUGAAAAGCUAAGGCAGCUUUCCAAUGUUGUUUCGCGACAGGUCAAGUCUAUUAUGAGCUCUCGGAUAUCCGAAGUAAGCCAAACGGUGACAUCGUCAGACAAUGAGAGACGAUACGCUGGGCCAGAGCAGGAGUCUCGAAUCGACGCCAUGACCCGCAGCUUAGAGGACCUAAAGAUAGAAGCACAGAAAUGGCCGGUGAACCUAGGCGCGAGUUCUCCAGUCAUCUUCAAGGAGGCCGAAGUCAAACAAAUUAGGAUCCAACUAACCGACUUAACAGAGUCGGAGAACGCGUUUCUUGCGGACGGGAUUGUGUCGAGCUUGAAUUACGAUAGCCGACCUGUUCGCCUCGAUUCUGUCCCACAGGCCCACAAAGAUACCUUCCAGUGGGCCUUCGACUCGCACCUUUCGGAUUGGUUCCUCUCCGGUCGUGGUACCUUCUGGAUCUCGGGCAGGCCAGGGUCCGGAAAAUCCACGUUUAUGAAGUUCAUCUCCAAACAUCCUCAAACAACAGAGCUUUUGACGCAUUGGGCAGGCUCUCCCGACACGCUAGCUGUCGCGGCGCACUUCUUCUGGAUCGCAGGCACGCCAAUCCAGAAAUCCUGGCAGGGGCUUCUCCAAUCUCUGCUCUUCGAUCUUCUUCGUGGACGCCCGCACGUUAUCUCUUUGGUCAGCCGUAUUCGUUGGGCAGCCGCUAAGGUUGGGAAGUGGCAGGUUGCUGCAGAACCAUGGUCUGUUUCUGAGCUAACUGCCGUGUUGCGAGCACUAUCGAUAGCUGACACAUCGCUGAAGAUGUGUUUCUUCAUUGACGGACUCGACGAAUACGAUAGCAACCAUGCCGAGCUUUGUGAGGUUCUCCGUAUCAUGGCCAACUCUCCCCACAUCAAAAUGUGUCUAUCCAGCCGUCGGUGGUCUGUAUUCGAGAAAAGUUUCGGCAACAAUAGCCAGAAGAGCUUAGAUAUUCACGAAUUGACGCGGGGCGAUAUUCGGAGAUUUGUAAAUGACCAACUAGAGACCCACCCCCGAUGGACUGCUGAGGUGUCUGAGGAGGUCAGCUUGGAGAAAGCCGAGCUGGUGAAUCGAAUCGUGGCCCAGGCCGACGGCGUGUUCCUCUGGGCUUUCUUUGUAACGCGAUCAUUGCGAGAGGGCCUUUCCAAAGGCGAGAGGAUCGGAGACCUGAAUAGACGUUUCCGUCACCUGCCGUCAGAUUUAGACCAGCUAUUUCAACACAUGCUAGAAAGUGUGGACCCGGCUGAUCAUCCCAAGAUGGCGGGAUUCUUGCAGGCCGCAAUCCACGCGCUCGAGCCUCUACACGUCGAUCUGUACUGGCAUCUGGAGAAAGAAUUUGAAAGACACAGCCCCACGAACCGCGGUCCAUCAGGGCCAGGACCACCCGAAGAUAUGUUCGUGCGUAGAAAGCAGGCCAUCAACAGCAUCAACGAAAAGACGAAGGGCCUACUCAGGCUCGUAGAUAACCGGGUCGAGUUUCUUCAUAGAACCGUGAAGGACUUUGUCUUAACCAAAGAUACGGGCUCAUACCUCUCAAGCAAGCUCCCGGCUAGUUAUAAUGGCUUCGUCUCUAUCGCUGCCGCAUACCUCGGUUUUCUCAGAACUGAACGUACCAGCCAUCCCUUUGUCCCAGGCGUUAUAAGGCAGGGGCUUGGGCUGAACACUGGCCCAUUCAUUGCGCAUCUGAAUCAGGCUCUGGUAUACGUCUCAGAGGCAUUGAAACAGGCAGACCAGCAUGGCGCUCACCAAUAUCAGCAAAUAGAGGAAUUGCUAGAGGAAUGCGAGGCAACCAUCCAGUCCAUGGUAAGCCUCAGUUACAUUACGAUCAAGGGGGUCAAUGCUCAAAGUUGUGAUCCAAGACUACUCUUUCGUGAGGAGCUGCUCAGACACGAAUUAACGCCCUAUCUCGCCAAGAAGAUUACCGAGCAACCGGGCUAUUUCGACGUAUUCGACGAAUCGCCGUUAUUCGCUGCGCUCAUGCCCAUGUCCCGCAGCAGUGGUGAGAGUCCCGCACCCGUGCCAACGGUUCUCGAUCUUCUCCUCGAGCGCGGCGAGGAUCCUAAUGUGCGACCGCGACAGUCCGACGCUUUGGGUGUGUCAGACGUGGCAUCGCCGUGGGUGCUCUUUGCGCGGAGCACUAUGUCCGUCUUUAACAUGCUGUCGGGACCCUGCAUGUUCCCCGCCCUACGGUGGAAUAAUUCGCUGAAAGACGCUACUUUCGGCCGCCUGAUAUCCCACGGCGCUGAUCCCAACGCGCCUCUCCUAGAUUGCUCAAACGCGCGCACCGUCUUCUCGCAUUUCUUGGACAUAUCUCUAUCUAGAUUCCUCGGCGAGGAGUGUUUCGAAGACUAUCUCGGAACCCUAGACGCCUUCUUACGAGCGGGCGCAAGCCUCGGCGUUCCCGACCUCGCUAACAAGGUAGGCUCAGAGUCCGAGGUGGCCGUCGGGAAUCUCGCGAGACGACGGCCGGAGGAGUCGGUGCUGGCGUCGUUUUGCACCGAACUUAAAGGCCUCAUGACGAGAUUAGCAGCGGAUCCGUGCCGAGCGGCGUUCGUCUCGUCCAUCGUGGAGAAGCUUAUCCUGCACUGCUCAGACAAGGAAGAUCUGAGAGAGCUAGAAAUGGCGAUAUCGCAAGGCUGUCCCACUUAUAUUGCCGCGCCGUUGUUGCGACUGAUCGUUUGUGAGCUGAGCGGCCAACGGGAACAGGGAUCGAUACGAAAGAGACAACCAAAUGAGGAUCUAGAUAACGGGGAUUUAGAAUCUAGAAUCAAGCACUUUAGGCGGUUGUAAAGGCAGCGGGUGGCGGUUUGGUUAGCAAAUGAGAUGUUAACGGAAUUGUUCGUGCCUCUCCGCUGCAAACGACUGGCUACGCCAAGUAUCACUCACUUAUACGGCGAGGUACGUGAAGGGAGGCGACCUCUUGGUGCUAUGUUCUACCGAAUUUACAAUGGCAAUUAUCUCGGCGCCUAGGUAAGCCCGACUUGUCUAAAAAAUAAUAAAAAAAUAGACGAGUGGGCAUAGUCCGCUUCAGCCAUGAGGUCUUGGCCUAU